AUGGGAUCAUUCAAUCGCUUCAGUUCUGCUCGUAUGGCGGACAAAAAAGGAAAGGGUAUUCUCUUGGAGGAUGAAGACGAACCCAUUCAGUUGGUAGAUGACGAGGACCCUCAUACCAUCAGAGAGUACCGUAUGUCUUUGAUCGGUAAAGUGCUGAACCCAAAGAAACAGAACGUGGAGAAACUAAUCAGCCAUAUGCCGACUCAAUGGGGAGUGCAAGAUAGAGUCACAGCCAACGAUUUAGGCAAUGGAAAGUUCUUGUUCAACUUCUCCUCAGAAGGGGAUAUAAAAUUGGUGCUGCAACAGGGUCCUUUUCAUUAUAAUUUCUGUAUGUUCGUGUUAGUUCGUUGGGAACCUAAUGUUCAUGAUGACUAUCCCUGGACAGUUCCCUUUUGGGUUGAGAUUACUGGAAUACCGCUUCACAUAUGGACUGUCAAGAAUCUGAGAAGUAUUGGUGGUAAACUAGGACACAUAGAUACAAUGGAGCUUUCGGCAGGUAGGCUGCUAGUUGAUGUUGAUACCAGGAAACCUAUGAUUUUUACAAAGAAAGCUAGCUCGCCAGAAGGAGAUGAAGUCUCGCUCCAUUUCACUUAUGAUAAGUUGUUUAAGCACUGUAAGUACUGUGGCUUCCUGUCACACGAAGAAGCUCUAUGCCCAAAGAAGCAAGAAGACUUUCGCCAACAAGCAAAGCAGGCAGGUGUUUUCUCCAGGGUUCAACUACCUACGGAUUCACUCUCCCAUCAACCUUUGUUGAGGGAUUCUCAUGAACGUGAGCGAUACCAUGACCGCAUGGAUCGCAAUUUGGACUUGCGUAAAGAUCGGCGAUCCACUAACUAUGAUGUUCCAGUGAAUGCUUCUAACAGGACAGGAUUUGAGGCUUCAAACCGUGGUUAUGGCCCAGAGAGACACUCUCGUAGACAAGAGGGGAACAGAUGGAGUCGGCCUCGUGAAAGGAACAAACAUGUGGAGAAGAAGGGUGAUGACUCUUUCGUUAACAAAGAGGAUCAUGCUACAAAGACCCAAGGUUUACAGCCUUCCUCGUCGUAUAUUGGUCAAACGGAGCAGCCACAUGAUAAACGUUCCAGUGGCAAGAAGUUAGCAAGCACUAUUAUCACACCCUCUCGUGAUGAAGUUUCCAACGAUGAUAACGUUACUUUUCGUUAUAAGGAAAUAACACGUGCUUUUGAUUUUUCAAACACUGAGAAUGUUGUGCCUCAUGAUGAGGAUGAAGGACAAAUUAUUGGUGCACUGCAAGAUAUGGACAUGGGAGAGGCGGGGGAGACGGCUAUCAUUGUAGCCCCACAACAAGAAGCAUGGAUGGAAUGUGAUGACAUAUCAGAUGAUUUACUUGGGGAGGAGUUAAAUGAAAUGGAUAGGGUGGUCUCUUCUCGUCAAGUGGAUCAGGUUCCAAUGGGUGCUGUCAAAAAGAUAAAAGGGAAGCGAUCAACCUCAAGCAAGGGUUCUUCACGUCAUAGAGUUCCACUCGGUCUUUCCAGCAGAAAGGCUGAGCUCUUCCGUCGGGGAUCUCCAAGGAUGCGCAAUGCUGUUUUACCUCCUUCUGGGGAAACAAAAGAAAAUGGUCAACCACGUCCAAGUAGCUCAAAGAAAUCUAAAGCAGAUUUGCGGCAUGGUAGGGGUUCGGAGGGGUCCUCAAAAACCUCCCGUUCUCAUCCAUGA
Brassica napus (rape) is the source of this 1677-nucleotide messenger RNA. RefSeq lists its product as uncharacterized. NCBI's taxonomy places the organism in Eukaryota, Viridiplantae, Streptophyta, Magnoliopsida, Brassicales, Brassicaceae. The coding region runs from base 1 to 1677 and encodes 558 amino acids. The record is from RefSeq and is a predicted model, not a curated record. The transcript has 2 exons.